AUGGCGUUUCAUCGGUCUCGUCUCAUCAUCACGCUUCUUCUCUUUGCAUUUGCUGAAGCUUCUGCAUCCCAACUGCUCAGCGCCAAAGUCUCUUGCUUUGAUUGUACCAUUCCCAGCCAAUAUCUCUCUCAGAUCAAGGUCUCAGUGAAGUGCGAGAAUGUGAGAAAAGUGGCAGUGGCAACCACAAAAGACGAUGGCUCCUUCAAAGCGGACCUUCCAAGAGACCCCAAAAACUGCGUAGCAGAACUGCUUGGAGGACCCAGUCAGCUCUAUGCUUCAGAGAAAGACAAAGUGUCCCCAGUCGUGAAGGGCACAGAGCCCAACACCUAUACCAUUUCCACGCCCCUUGGCUUCCUUACAUCUUGCCCUAAGAACUCACUCUGUGAGGCCGCGAAGCAGUUUGGUGCGUCAGAAACCUUCGAUCUUCCUCUUCCUCCGGAGUGGGGCUUCGCACCUUCUAGCUACUACGUCCCUUUCUUCCCCAUCAUUGGAAUCCCUUAGUCAUUGUCUCAUCAUUAUAUUAUAACAAAUGUGUGGUUAUUAUAUAUGUGUUUAUGGUUAUGUACUCGCACUACAGAACGUGCGAUUUUAUACGUUGUAUUGUUCUAUAUGAUGAAGCUGUCGGCUUCGUUAUUUAAUACUCUCUUGUGCGCUUUAUCUUCUCCAA
This is a messenger RNA of Neltuma alba, 667 nucleotides long. RefSeq lists its product as uncharacterized. The record is from RefSeq and is a predicted model, not a curated record. The transcript has 2 exons. Lineage: Eukaryota; Viridiplantae; Streptophyta; Magnoliopsida; Fabales; Fabaceae. Bases 1 to 501 code for a protein of 166 amino acids.